AAUUGAGCAAAUGCAAAUUCGUACUUAUAUUUAUUUAUUGAUUAUUGAUUUAUUAUCACUAUUUCGAUAAAUAUUACAAUAAAAAAGAAAUCAAAUUUGGCAUGGCCUAUAAAUAAUUCAAGAAAGUUCAGGGAGUUCAAUGUAAUUUAACCCUAGGACGAUACGUAACGCUUUUCCGCUCCGUUCUUUCUGCUUCCUUUAUUAUAUAAAAACCACCUUUUUCCCGGUUUUAGUGUUUCUUCUCCAUAUGUUCCAGUACUUCUUCAUCAUUCCUGGUUUUGAUCUUUUCCUCUUUGUAUAUCCAUUCCAGCUGAGCAUCCACUGAAGCUAAAAUUUUUCAAGAAAGAUGUGUGGAGGAGCAAUAAUCUCCGACGAGUUUCCGAUCAACCGUGGCCGGAAACUGACCACCAAAGAACUCUGGGCCGACUUUGACACCAUUUCUCAAUACUGGGGAUUCAACAGUAACAAUAACAACCCUCCUUCUUCUUCUUCAUCAGAUAACAAGAAGAAGAAGAAAAAACUCACCGGCCAAAAUACGGAAGCUGGUGGUGAAGAAGGGAAGAAGUCGCAGCCGGAGACGGCGACGGCGGCGGGGGGAGGGAGGAGGAGGAAGAACAAGUACAGAGGAAUAAGGCAGCGGCCAUGGGGGAAAUGGGCGGCGGAGAUUCGGGACCCACUCAAAGGCGUUCGGGUUUGGCUGGGAACAUACAACACAUCUGAAGAAGCAGCCAGAGCUUACGACGAAGCCGCCCGCCGCAUCCGUGGCGACAAAGCCAAACUCAAUUUCCCCGACGAGUAUCACCCGCCGCCGGCAACGCCGCCGUCGAAGCGGCAACACGUCAUCAGUAUCCCGGAUGACGCUCCUAAUAAUAAUAAUUACUUACAGGGCAGCCUGGAAUCCAUUUUCCAAACUCCACCUCAGCCGCCUGAUAACCAUCUCGCCGCCGCCGCCAUGACAACAUUGUUAUCUGAUAAUAAUUACCAAGCAUAUGAUGAUCAUUUGGGGGCUGAGCAUGAUCUCUCCAGCUUGGCAUCUUUCCUUGGGAUGAUGGAACCACCUGGGUUGAUGACGUCAUCGUCCUCAUCAGCAUCGGCACCACCAGCAGCUCAAUUUGGUGAUUAUUGGACGAUGGAUGAUGACCUCGUGGCCACCACCGCCGCCGUCCACCACCAGCAGGAGAAUCUGUUUAUUGUUGAUGAUAUUGAUAUGCUGUAUUGAUCAAUCACCAGAUUUCUGCAUUACUACUGGAAUUUCUUGUGUUGGUACUAUUUUGCAGCGGUAAUGAAUAGUGUAUUGCGGGUUGGGUGGACGGAUCAAUCAAUCAUGGGUUGGUGGAGUUAUCAGAAUAAUUAUUAGUAUUAGACUAAUAAUAAUAAAUCUGUCCUGGGAAUUUAAUGAACCAUUUCGGCCAUUUUCAAUUAUUAUUGUAGCAAUUUACUGAAUGCUGUGUAUUUUUUUCUGUUGCUUUCUUUUGUUUUCUUUGUUUUAUUAGGGGAUUGCAAUGCUUGACAGAACAAAUGUUAGAUUUUUUUUUUUUUUUGGAAUAUCACAUCUUUAUCACUGAUUAAUUUAAGGCCUUAAUUUAAAUUCAAC
Oldenlandia corymbosa var. corymbosa is the source of this 1594-nucleotide messenger RNA. The record is from the annotation of a GenBank genome assembly. NCBI's taxonomy places the organism in Eukaryota, Viridiplantae, Streptophyta, Magnoliopsida, Gentianales, Rubiaceae.